UUAUUUACAGCGCUUUGUAGCCGAAUAUUUUAGAUCGGGUUACAACUCAUAACGUUAGCCAGCUAACGUUAUGGGAUAACUCUAGCUAACGUUCGCUAACGAACGUUACACAAAUGUCCCCGUGAAACUCAAAUUCUGCAUGAGCUCUGUCAUUUAACACAAUGGAUAAUGUACUCAAUGUAGCCCAGCCACGCAAGCCCUCAUGUCCACGAGAAGAUCACAUACAUUUGGAGAGACCAUGCCUUCAACAAGAUCUGGAGAACGCACCCCAUUGAGGUGUGUCCAGAAUGAAAUGCGCCAUGUUUCAACCCCAUCUUCUAGACUCAAAUCGAGAUCAGGGUCAGGCAGCAAUAUCCUCAAAACACCCAAGAAUGAUGCUGUGUUCAUCUACACAGACCCAGACCUACCAGCUGAGGUCCUAUGCUCUCCUAGUGUUCCAAAGCCCAGUGAUAAAACUACUACCAGUGAUACAGCUCCUACACCUGAGGACACAGCUGUUGAUACAAGCAUUGGACUUGGAGACAUUACCUUCAAGUCCUUCAUCUGUGCUGGGGGUGAGAUUGAGGUUUCAGAGCCCUCAAGGGUUGUAGACGAAACCAUCCGGCUACCCAAGAAUCAACUGAACAUCUCUUCUCUUCCUGGCCAUGACGAUGAAAACACAUGUCUCUCUGACAGUAUGGUUACUCAAUGCUGCGACAACCAUGUGGAUCACGUCUAUUGUGAUUUGGAAAGAGAUUUGUCCACAACUAAAGCUGACAUGUCCUUUAAUGGGGGUUCAAACGCCAGUCUUAGUGUUCCACAGUUCACCGAUAUAGCCCACAUCACUGAGAUUGUUACUGGCGGACAGGGAGAUGUAACGUUUAAGUCUUUCAUCUGCACCGGAGGGGAGGUGGAAGUUUCAGAGGCUUCCAGGGUGGCACUUGAGACUAUACUCCUACCAACGGAUCAGCCUGCAAACCACCAUCAGCCAUACAACGACAGUAUAUAUCAAAGUGUUAUAGUAGAUGAGUUGGACAUGCAGUCCAUCGAAGACCACGCAGAUCACCUCUAUUGUAAUAUGGCCUCUAGUGCACACCUUUCCUUCAAAGAACCUACACAUUGUAGUACUAUGAAAUCCAUAGAGAUGGUACAUACCAAUGAAGAGUCAACUGGUGUUCAAAAUGCCACUGGCGGACAAGGACAUGUGACAGUCAAAUCCUUCAUCUGCACUGGGCUUGAGGUUGAAGUCUCAGAGUCCACCAGAGUGUCCAAAGACACUAUCCUCCUACCUGAGAAUCAGACUGUGACCAGUCAUCUACCGUACAACGACAGGGUCAACCCAAACAUCAUAGAGGAGCAGUCCUCCCAUCAUGUAAAACACCCUUACAGCCAUGUGGAAAGUGAAGGUGCCGUGUGGAAAGCGGACGCCGCUGCCAUCGGUGAACCCUCAAUGGGAAAUGCAUCCUUAAGGUCAUUGAAGGACCUGGAUGAUGUCGCCUGUCAGCUUUUCCCUGAAGGCCCCAAACAGGGUUAUUCUCAUGAUGAAGACAGCACCGUGGUUCCAGCUAUACAGUUGGAAACUGACCGCUCCCAUUGCAAUGAGUUUGGAGCCUCGGCCAGGAGCUCCACACCUGUAGAUGAGGACAACCCAUCGAUAGCCUCUCACUCCCAUUCUCAUGGUUCAAUGCAGGAGUCCAGUGGGGCCACAGACAGUGCGCUGGGUUCAAGCAGUAACGCUCCUCUUCUCUACAACACUACAGACAAAGCGAGCUCUGAGAACAUUGCUGACGUGUUGACUGAGCUACCCAAGAUCCCCUCUGUAGCGACGUGGGCCGGCGGUGGUGAUGCUUUACAGUUUGAGAUCUUCAGCCCCGUUCUUAGCACUACCCCCAUGACCAGAAGAAGGGGCAUUCAGAAAUCGUCUUUUGCCCAAAUGGAGGAUUCCGCUCUGGAAAACAGUAGGGGUUGUGUCCUCAACUCUGCUGAGGGUAGCUCCGUUGUCCCCGCCAACCCAGACAGCCGACUCUGGGGGGCCGUCCUGGAGAGCCCCAUGCCUCUGCCCAAGUUCAACUCGACGGCAGUGGGUGCCGCAUCGACCUGCAAGCCCCCUCCUCCUCCAGACCCAGUCACAGAUACUGUGGAGACGAGGCCAGAAGUGGAUGUACCUCAUGUAAAAUCCCAACCCAAGGUGGAGAAAGUAAAGAUGGGUCUUCUUGAUCAUUUACCAAGGUUGGUUUGUGAGGAGCCCUUUCAGCAGCAACUCAUCCAGAUGGCCCAAUUCCUCAUCCUGGCAUCGGGCAAGAUGGACCCUGUUAGCAACCCUGCCCUAGCCCCUACACCCGCUCCCGCCCCUCCUGUAGUGGAAACUACAGCGGGGACCGUGGCUGAGGAGUGCCACAGCAUGUGUGUUGGCACCACUCCAGUGAGGCGGGCAGACCGCAGUGCCAACACCUCUGGUCAGUUUGAGAGGAAGAGGGAGUUCUCUGUGUCUGACGCCUGCACCAGCACCGAGACUCUGCUCUGGAAUCUGGCCCCUGGGAGCCUGUGUGGGGUCCCCAGACAGGAGCUGGAGCAGAGGCUGACCUCCACCCUCAUCAUGGUGGAGGCCCUGGUGCAGCAGCUGUGCACAGCCAGGGAACAGGGCCACUCUAGGGGCCCCGGGCCCUCAGAAUUCAGGGACAAGCUGGUCCAGACCGACCACACUGAACUCAGCCAGACGGUAACCUACAAAGACCUGUAUGUGACGGCCCUGGAGAGGAUCAAGGAGCUAGAACUGGACCCGACCACUCUACAGAACCUGCUCCACAGCAUGCAGGACACCAGGAGCACCAUGACAGCCCUGAGUGGAGACACUGAGGCUGCUCUCAGCAGCAUGAGGCAGAUAAGAGACCUGGUUAAAGAGGACCAGCAGAGCCUGGUUACACGGUAUGGUCAGAUGAAGUCCCUUUAUGAGAAGUGCAAGGAGACCCAGGGCAGGUUGGUGCAGAAGGUCAGAGACACCCUGCAGCAGAGAGAGGACAUGAGGAGACGGAUGGAGGAGGCUUUCACCGCCAAGGACGCAUCCUUCAGUGUAACUGAGCAGCUGAGGGCUCACUGUGCCGUGCGUAUCUCUGAGCUGCAGGAGAGUGUGGGAUCUCACCAGGAGCUGAUGGCUGCCCUGAACAAGACCUACCCAGAACAGGUUGCAUUGAACAAGGCCUACGUGGAAUCCCUCAACUCUGCAUCUGAGCUCUUGAGAGGAACCAUGAGUGAUCACGACAGUCUGCAUCAAGAGCUGAAAACAGCCAGGCGUCUCCUCCAGAGGACAACUCCUAUACUGGUGAAGCUGAAUGAGAAGGCAGCCAACGCUAUAGGGGAGAGAGACCAGCACCUCUCAGAGAGAGACCAAGCUGUGGAGGAGAGAGAGCAGAUCCAGGAGGAACUGGACCAAACCAAUGUGAGUCUCCAAGUUGCCAGGCAGGAGGUUGGGGACUUGAAUCUGCAGGCCACCAUCAUCAAUUCAGAGUUGGGUGUUCUGCGUCAGAAGCUGAGUGAGGGAGAAGAGGAGCGAGUUCAGCUGGAGAGGAAGGUCACGGAGCUGUCUGCCACCGUCUCAUCUACCCUGGCCUCCUAUGCCUUCCUAGAGCAGGCCCUGGCUGCAGAGUCCACCAAGUUGCAACAGUCAUGGCAAGAAGUCCAGCAAGCUACCGACAGGGCCAACCAGUUGGAGGGUGUGUUGGUCCAGUCAGAGCAGCGUGUAUGUGAGCUGUCCCAGGCCCUGGCCCACAGCGAGGAGCAGCUGAGCCAGCUGCAGAGCCACUCCCACAGCCAGAGCCUGCAGCUACAGAAGCUCCAUGAAGUGCGCGUGCAGCUCAACAGCAUGAUGGAGCUGAACGAGUUCCUACAGAUGGAGAAUGAUAUGGCCAGGGAGCAGGUGGUGGAGAGUGAGAGGACCCUCCGGGCUAACCUACAGGGGCUCAGGGAGAGGAACAUCCAGUGUGAGGACCUGAAAGGAGCCCUUAGCCACCUCCAGGCUGAGAGGGAGGCUUUGCAGGCAGAACUGGAGGACAGUCAGGCCAGAGCCCAGUCAGUCCAAUUGGACCUGGUAGAGCAGCUAGCCCAGGCUGUUACUGACGUCACCCUGCUACACCACACACUGAGACGACUGACCAACGAUGUUCACACUGCUCUGACCACCAAGGUAAUCACACACACCCUGUUACACCACACACUGAGACGACUGACCAACGAUGUUCACACUGCUCUGACCACCAAGAAGCCAGAGGUCUGUGGUAAAGACGAGGUGUCCCAGCCCUCCCUCCAUGUUGAGCGUCAUCCCUCCACCUCCUUCGUGGACAGCAUCAUGGUGGCCAUCACCACUGACCUGGCCCAGGUCAAUGACACACAGCCCCCCUUAGACAUGACAGAGGAACCACAAGCUGAAGGGUUGGGCAGCGAGACCAGCGCCUUCACUCGCCUCGCACCCAUCACUCCUAAGAAGUGUCAGGUGGUGCCUCCAGAGGAGCAGCAGAGUAGCGUGGUGGAGCUGCUAGCAGACCUGGCUAACACAGUCUCUGAGCUCAGCUCCACCAUCACACAGCUACGACAGAGCAAGGACACCGAGCAGGAGGCACUGAACAACACCAUCUGUGGGCUGCAGAGGGAGCAGCAGGCCCAGGCCCACAGACACAGGGCUGAGGUAUCCGAGCUGAGGGGCCAGCUGAGCCGUCUCCAGACCCAGCUAGGCCGGGACCAGGUGGCUCUACAGAACAAAGCCCAGGAGGUAGACACUAUGAAGAGGAUCUGCAGUGAAGUGAAUGAGGCCAGGGAGUUUCUUUACAAGCACAAAUCUGAGAACAAAGAGCUGCGUAGGGAGGUGGCAGACCUGCACCGUUCACUGCACCAAUCACAGGUGGAGUCCCAGGCUCUAAGGGACGAGCUAAGAAAGACCGGUAACCAAUCAGCACACAGCAUGCAUUCCAUGGACGACAAGAUCCGCCUACUGAAAGAGGUGGAAAGACUAAAGAGGACUCUGUUGGAAGCUGAGGAAGGAAGAGCAAAGCUUCUGGAGAGAGCCAAGAGACAUCAAAUGAUCCACGACACCAACCAGAAGAAAGUGGAGAAGGAACUUCGAGUCCUUGACGAUAUGAUUGAGACGGUCCGAAAGACUUUGUCUUCUGUUCCUGACGUUGUCAAGCACUGCAAAGAACUCAAGACUCUAGUUGAAUAUCUUGGUUAAUGUCAUAUUAUAAACUGUAGUUUUAACCAGUUCUGUUUUUUUGUGUUUUUUUCUUAAACCUAUUUGUACAAAUAAAAAAAUCUGUCUGAUAACACGUC
Messenger RNA from Oncorhynchus kisutch (coho salmon), 5295 nucleotides. It is a transcript of the gene spag5, whose product is annotated as sperm associated antigen 5. The record is from RefSeq and is a predicted model, not a curated record. NCBI's taxonomy places the organism in Eukaryota, Metazoa, Chordata, Actinopteri, Salmoniformes, Salmonidae. Gene Ontology annotation, biological process: regulation of attachment of spindle microtubules to kinetochore; cell division. Bases 203 to 5197 code for a protein of 1664 amino acids. The transcript is spliced from 21 exons.